Molecule: messenger RNA, 2157 nt
Organism: Lactuca virosa
Lineage: Eukaryota; Viridiplantae; Streptophyta; Magnoliopsida; Asterales; Asteraceae
Source: the annotation of a GenBank genome assembly
AUGGCGUUGAAGAAAGUUCAGCGAAGUAAGAAUGGUCAUCAAAACCUUGAAGAAAACCUUUAUAAAACCCACACCACACGGCAUUUUAAUUCAUCUCUUCCACUUGAACCACCACCCGCCGCCAUGAACCGUAACUCGAUCCGCCCUUUCACCUUCCCGGAAACCUUGUCCACCGUCCUACCUGACCCCUCCUCUUUCUUCUCGCCUAACCUCCUCUCAUCCCCUCUCCCCACAAACUCAUUUUUUCAAAACUUUGUCCUCAAAAAUGGCGAUCAACCCGAAUACAUCCACCCGUAUCUUAUCAAAUCCUCUCUAUCCUCACUUUCUCUCUCUUACCCAUCGCUGUUUUCCAACACUGCUUUCACAUAUCAAAUUUUUACAGCUGAUCUUACCAUAUCGGUUUUGAAUAACCCGAAUCCGAAUCAAACCCAUACCAUAUCUUCCUUCAAUGAUCUCAGCGUCACUUUGGACAUUCAACCCAGUUUGAGAUUCUUUCUCGUUAGAGGCAGCCCCUUCUUGACAUGCCAAGUAUUGCAAAAUGUCGCAUUAUCCAUUUCGACUAUCCACGCAAUUCUUGAUUUUGUUCCCAAUUCUUCUAAAACCAAGUACAAGAUCAAUCUGAAUAAUGGUCAAACAUGGGUUCUGUAUUCGUCAACGCCCAUCAGUUUGACCCAUGAUGUAUCCACCAUUUCAUCCGAUAAGUUUUGUGGUAUAAUACGCAUCGCUAUAUUGCCAAACCCGGAUUCUGAAUUCGAAUCCGUUCUUGAUAGAUUCAGUUCUUGUUAUCCGGUUUCUGGCCAUGCCGUGUUUACAAAACCAUUUUGUGUUGAAUAUAAAUUUGAGAAGAAAGGUUGGGGGGAUCUGUUAAUGUUAGCAAACCCUCUCCAUCUUCGUCUUCUUGAUAACUGUUCAGUUAAAGUUGUUGAUGAUUUUAAAUACAGGAGUAUGGAUGGUGAUCUUGUGGGUGUUAUUGGAGAUUCAUGGGUGUUGGAAACUGACCCCGUUUCUAUAACCUGGCAUUCAAUCAAAGGAGUUAAACAAGAAUCAUAUCCUCAAAUCAUUGAUGCUCUUGUGAAAGAUGUCGAGGGUUUGAAUUCAACUGCUAUAGAGACCACAUCAUCAUACUUUUUUGGGAAAUUGGUGGCAAGGGCAGCCAGGUUAGCAUUGAUAGCUGAAGAAGUCUGUUAUCUUGAUGUAAUCCCCAAAAUCCGAAAGUAUUUGAAGGAUACAAUUGAACCAUGGUUAAAUGGAACCUUUGGUAGCAAUGCGUUUCUGUAUGAUAAAUCUUGGGGUGGAAUUAUAACCAAACAAGGAUCCACAGAUACAGGUGCAGAUUUUGGUUUCGGGGUUUACAACGAUCACCAUUUUCACAUCGGGUACUUUCUUUAUGGAAUUGCUGUUCUAGCGAAGAUAGAUCCAAUUUGGGGAAGAAAAUAUAGAGCUCAAGCAUACUCUUUAAUGGCAGAUUUCAUGACACUGGGUAGAGGUGGAAAUUCAAAGUAUCCCCGUUUGAGAUGCUUUGAUUUGUGGAAGCUACACUCAUGGGCAUCUGGAUUGACCGAAUUUGCAGACGGAAGGAAUCAAGAAAGCACAAGUGAAGCUGUAAACGCGUAUUACUCUGCUGCUUUAAUGGGUCUAGCUUAUGGAGACACACAUCUUGUUGCAGUUGGAUCUUUGCUUACAGCCAUGGAGAUUCAUGCUUCUCAAACAUGGUGGCAUGUAAGAGAAGACGACACAAUUUAUGCUGCAGAUUUCACAAAGGAGAACAGAGUUGUGGGAGUUCUUUGGGCAAACAAAAGAGACAGUGGGCUAUGGUUUGCUCCAGCUGAGUGGAAAGAAUGUAGGCUAGGGAUUCAAGUUCUACCAUUGUUGCCGAUCACAGAGGUUUUGUUCUCUGAUGUGAGAUUUGUGAGGCAGCUUGUGGAGUGGACUUUGCCUGCUUUGGAGAGGGAGGGUGUUGGAGAAGGGUGGAAGGGAUUUGCGUAUGCGUUGGAAGGGGUUUAUGAGAAGCAGAUUGCUCUUGAAAAGAUGAGGAGUUUGACUGGAUAUGAUGAUGGGAAUUCACUGACUAAUUUGUUGUGGUGGAUCUUCAGCAGGGAUGAUGAUUCUGGUGAAGAUGGUGGUAGACAUUGUUGGUUUGGUCGUUAUUGUCACUGA